Messenger RNA from Nicotiana attenuata, 1893 nucleotides. RefSeq lists its product as uncharacterized. The record is from RefSeq and is a predicted model, not a curated record. Bases 1 to 1893 code for a protein of 630 amino acids. NCBI's taxonomy places the organism in Eukaryota, Viridiplantae, Streptophyta, Magnoliopsida, Solanales, Solanaceae. The transcript has 3 exons.
AUGAAAGAGCACCAAGAAAGGGUCGAUAAAAUACCUGGCGCUCCUAAACUUCUACCAAAAUGCGAUGUUGGUCGAUUUGUCGAACAGCCAAACAGCGAGGGAGCUGCUCCUCACCCCAUCACGAAAACCUUCAAAAUGCCGCCAUAUUUGAGAAUAUACGACGGAACCGCAGAUCCAGAGGAUCAUCUGAUCCAUUACGUCACCGCAGUGAAGGGCAACGACCUGUCCAAAGAACAAGUGCCAUCCGUGUUGCUAAAAAAGUUCGGUGAGACUUUGAUAGGAGGAGCGUUAACAUGGUAUUCCCAGCUACCAGCACGAUCGAUAUCGACAUUUGAGGAAAUGGCGGACAAAUUCGCUAUCGCUCAUUCAGGAGCGAAAAAGGCUGAAGCUAGGGUCAACUAUAUCUUCGCCAUCAAGCAAACGGCGGGCGAGGGACUUCGAGACUUCCUGGCCCGAUCCAACAGAGUAAGGAUGGGACUGCCAAAUGUGUCAGAAGGAAUGGCGGUCGUAGCCUUCCAAAAUGGGUUAAAUAGGAACGGAUCAAAGGCAACCAAGAAAUUGCUCAACAGACUCAUGAAGUAUCCCCCCACCACGUGGGAGGAGAUUCACAACGCCUACUGCGCCGAGGUAAGAGCGGACGAGGACGAUCUUAAUGGCCCAACACAGCGGCUAACAUUCGUUCAGACCGAGGCAAGAAGGUAUCGACGCAACGAUGGGCGAAGGGAUCAACCCACGCAUUUCAAUCGAGAAAGACAUCAGCCCUAUGUCAGAGCAUCUAACCCACCUCCUCCAAGGCAUCCAGAUGCCGUGCUACAACACACCGCACCCUUUCGAAACGAAAGAGGUAUGCCUCCAUUGUUAUCUGCUCAUAGCUUUUGUGUUUCCCCUUCAGAGAUAGUGUACGCACUAGAGAAGUUGGGCACGAAGGUGAAAUGGCCACGAAAAAUGAAAUCGGACCCAAGCGCGAGAAGAUCAAAUGUCCUCUGUGGAUUCCAUCAGGAAAGAGGAAACAAGACCGAAAACUGCAUAUGCCCACGGCAGGAGGUGGUCAGGAUGUUGAAUCAGGGGUACCUGAAAGAAUUGCUCAGCGAUAAAGGGAGGGCCAAUUUCGCAAGAGGACGUGACUCCUCUCAAGGACCUCCAAAGCCACCAUCGCCAGCACGUACCAUACAGAUGAUUAUCGGUGGAGGCGACAACUCAGUAAUCAACUAUGUGAAAUUCACCACCACGCAUAAGCUCAAACGGACGGUCGCCCACGAACGGUAUGAUGACUUCGAAGACAGUAUCACCUUCGAAAAGUCAGAUACCAACGGUUUGUCUUUCCCUCAUUAUGAUGCUUUGGUUAUAACGCUACGCAUCGCUGAUACAGAUGUAAAAAGAAUAAUGGUAGACGAUGGAAGCAGCACGUGUAUUAUCCACCCGAGAGUUCUCAUGCAAAUGAAGCUCGAGGAUAAAAUAAUAUCGCAUUGCAUAACACUAACGGGUUUUAACAAUGCAGUAGAGCUGACAUCCGGUGAAAUACCGCUGCCAGUCCUAGCAGGGGGAGUCACGCUGGAAACCACAUUCCACGUCAUGGACCAGGAAACAACCUAUAAUGCCAUAAUAGGACGCCCAUGGAUACACGCCAUAUAUGCCGGGGAUCCCAAAGGACAUUGCCACUCACAGGCUAAACGUCGACCCACUCUAUCCGCCGGACGGCAGAUGAGGAGAAAAUUCAAUGCUGCUAUCAAUGAAGCGGUCAGCGAGGAAGUGGACAAAUUGCUCGCCAACGGCAUGCCCAAAAGAUUCCUUCUCACUCCCCCAUAUCGACCAGCUGAUCGAUGCGACAGCGGGGCACAAACUGCUGAGCUUUUUGGAUUCCUACUCCGGUUACAGCUAAAUUCUAAUGGCUGA